AUGGCAAUACCCGCACGAAUGCGAUGGGCUACACCGUCAACCUCGAUGCGAACACAUACAUGUUUGAAGCUGAGUUAGCGUCUUUCGACAAACCUGGUCUUCCCCAGUGAUGGACUUCCACGGCAAGGCGAGAAGGAUGCUUAGCGAAGCUUUGUAUUUCGUGAUGCCGCCCUGUGCAAUGGACUGGUCAAUAAGAAAGUGGAUUAACUGCACUCUCUGAAGCAGGUGUUGAUGUACCACCCCCUGGUAGGUUUCACAAUGAGUGAUAUGACUAUGUUUUAGGGAUACCGGAGGAUACUUCUCGGUUGACUAAAGGCGGUGGUCAAGGUCCUCAGCGUGAUGAACUAGUUAAUGUUGUUCGAUGUUUACGACGUGUAGUGCUCUCUUCAUCGUUGGGGCCCACUGACUGCGUUUCACGUACUGAAGCUGCUUCAGUGUGCACUAGGAGUGCGACGGACACAGAAGAAAGAUUAUGUCAAGUGUCUGUGUGAGAGCCCCUUGGUGGAGUGUUGCACGGUGGAAAUCAAGCGGUGCAAAGCGAGGCAUGAACAAAAGCUCCCGUUAUUGUUUGCUUUUCAGAACUACCUCGAUCAAGGCGAUUCCUUUUUCGUCAUAUUUAAGUCUAGUGACGAACUCAGAGAAGAACUGCCUGCACUGUAGCUGUUGUAGCUCAUCGACAGCCUGUGGAAAGCGGCAGUGUUCGUCCCUCAUCGUACUCCAUACGGUUGCAUCUCUACGGGAAAAAGUGUUGCCAUGAUUGAAGUGGUGUUGAACAGCGGCACCGUUGCCAGCAACAUGAGGCGUGAGGUGGAGGCUGAGGCUGCGUUCUACAACGACCCGAUUAUAAAUUGGUUGCGCUAG
Messenger RNA from Leishmania braziliensis MHOM/BR/75/M2904, 861 nucleotides. NCBI's taxonomy places the organism in Eukaryota, Euglenozoa, Kinetoplastea, Trypanosomatida, Trypanosomatidae. The record is from the annotation of a RefSeq genome assembly.